AAUUUUCGUUCUAGUAGAGUGGUUUUAUGUGAUGUUGAAGGGUAGCUGAUAGAUAAGUAGUUUAACCUGAAAACAGCCAAUUUUUAAAUAUAUACAUUUAAUAUUGAAAAUUAAAAUGAGUUUCUUAAGCAAAGUAUUUGGUGGUAAGAAAGAAGAUAAAGCUCCAACGACAGGAGAAGCAAUUCAAAAGCUUAGAGAGACUGAAGAAAUGUUGGUUAAAAAGCAAGAGUUCCUUGAGAAGAAAAUAGAACAAGAACUUGCAGUAGCAAGAAAAAAUGGCACGAAAAAUAAAAGAGCGGCUAUCCAAGCGUUGAAGAGAAAGAAGCGUUACGAGAAACAGCUGCAGCAGAUUGAUGGCACACUGUCCACCAUUGAGAUGCAGAGGGAAGCUCUGGAAGGAGCGAACACCAACACAGCUGUUCUCACCACCAUGAAAAAUGCUGCCGAUGCUCUCAAAGCAGCACAUAAACACAUGGACGUGGACCAGGUGCAUGACAUGAUGGACGAUAUAGCCGAGCAACAAGAUGUCGCCAAGGAGAUAUCAGAGGCCAUCUCUAACCCUGUGGCCUUUGGCACAGAUAUCGACGAGGAUGAGUUGGAGAAGGAGCUCGAGGAGUUGGAACAGGAAGAGUUGGACAAGGAGUUGCUCGGCACCGGUCCUACGGCAGACCAGUUGCCAUCCGUGCCGGCCGGGGAGUUGCCGGUGCCAGCUGCCCGAGCCAAAACCUCUGCCAGAGUCGAAGAAGAGGAUCCGGACUUGAAGGAACUACUUCAGUGGGCAAACUAGGUGCAUGACAAUAUCGUGCAAACUGUAUAUUAUAUGAAAUGGCCUUUGUCAGCUAUUGCUUAAUUUUACUUGUUCUAUUAUCGCCUCUCAAUUUAUUUAUUAUAUCAAUAUUAAAUUUUAUAAGAUCACUUACAAAACGUAUAAAUACACCUAAAUAGAAGGAGGCAUCGAAAUCUUUUCACUGCAUCGGGUUGUAUUUGUAAUAAUCUACGAUGCUUGUCUCUAGCGCUAGAUGUAAAUCAAAUUUACUUAUAGUGGUCGGGGAAACAAAGUGUUUUAAGUUAACUGUUUGCUGUUAAAAAUGCCAAUUUUAUAUUUUAGUUUUGAUACUGUUAUGUUAGUGUAGGUGUGUCAAACCUGUAACGUCUAAACACAUUAUGCUGUAUUAAUUUGUCUAGAUGUUCUGUGAUAUUUUUUAUAAAUAUAUGCUUUUUAGUACCAACCAUCUUACCAAUGUAUUAUCGUGUUAACUCCAUUCUGCUUCUUGUCACAGCCCUAGUAAGGAAUUUCUUGACAUAAUAUGUUUUAUCUUACAUAAUAAUUAUAUCCAUAAUUUGUUAAAUCCUUCCAGUUUUUUAUUUUAAUAUUUCUGCAUGUGAAGUAUUAAGAGUUUCACGAAUUCUGAUACUGAAUUACUUUCUCGUAUUUUCAAUAUUUCUGAUUUUGUCGUUACACAAAUUAGGAUUUCAAGUUUUUGUGACGUUAUAAAGAAGUACAUUUUUAUUUAUUGUUUUAAGAUCCAUACAUAGUGUUUAUUGAAAACUACUGUCUUAGUCAGUUCAGUCAUAUAUAGGUAGCUGAAAGUCUGUCUCUAGUCAUGCGAAAAAUCGAAUGUUCUUAACCUUCUCUUUCUGUAUGUUUGAAAAUACGAUUCCUAAGCAUAUUUACAUCUAUGUGGUGUCAAACUAAUAGGAAUGAAAAAAAUAACAUUGGAAAUUGCCUUGCAACUCUGUUAUUCCUUCAAACUAUCCAAUAAUCAAAAAUCAUAAUAUGCGAAAGGUGUAAUUAAAUUUUUAAAAUUUUCAUCCAUAAUUAUAAUCAAACUAUAAUUUACAUUAACAAAAUAAUACUAUCUAAAUAUUUUUUAGAUCAAAACUAAUAUUGUCGUAAUACCUUAUGAUCAUACAGAUAUGAAUAAGCUUUUUUCGAGUUGUUAAUUGUUUAGAUUCAUAGGUAAAAAAUCAGAAAAGUAAUGUCUACAAACACUACUGUAUAUCUUGUAAAUAUGAAUGUGUACAUUUGGUUCCUUAGUGGGAAAUGGUAUUGUUUGGAAUUAAAAAAGUAUUUGUACAUUUA
Molecule: messenger RNA, 2083 nt
Organism: Homalodisca vitripennis (glassy-winged sharpshooter)
Lineage: Eukaryota; Metazoa; Arthropoda; Insecta; Hemiptera; Cicadellidae
Gene: shrb
Product: charged multivesicular body protein 4b
Exons: 5
Coding region: 116-787 (223 amino acids)
Biological process (GO): late endosome to vacuole transport via multivesicular body sorting pathway; vesicle budding from membrane
Cellular component (GO): cytoplasmic side of plasma membrane; multivesicular body; ESCRT III complex
Source: RefSeq, a predicted model, not a curated record